Messenger RNA from Erythranthe guttata (spotted monkey flower), 3676 nucleotides. Its product is annotated as subtilisin-like protease. The record is from RefSeq and is a predicted model, not a curated record. Gene Ontology annotation, biological process: proteolysis. Lineage: Eukaryota; Viridiplantae; Streptophyta; Magnoliopsida; Lamiales; Phrymaceae. Gene Ontology annotation, molecular function: serine-type endopeptidase activity.
CCCCCUCCGCAUGAAGCAAAACAUGCAAAUAAUCCCCUUGUUUUUGUUUUAUUGCUUGGAAUCGCCCGGUGUUUCAUUUUACCUUGCAUCAAAUCCCAUUUCCGUCAAAAUAUACCGUUAACUAAUGAAGAGAUUUUGUGCAAGAUUUUUGUAGCAUAGGAGGAUUAGGUGCAUGGUUUUUGCAACAUAAGAGGGAUUUAUGCAAAAAAGAAAAUCGACAUGCAUUAACAUAAUGCUAAAUCAUAUCACUAAUUUAUUUGAAGUGUGUGUGUUGGGGGGUGAUUUAUGAAAUAGUAUAACGGUGAGAAAAGUUAUAAUUCUUGAGGGUUCGGGGACAUCGCCAUAGAAUAUGUUUUGAGUAAUUAAUAAAAAAUGUAAUAUUUAUACGUAUUAUUUGGAAAAGUAAAAAAUAUAUAAAUUUACAUGUGAAAAAUUAAAAAUUGUAGGGUCAAAUUACAAAAAAAAUUGGGGACCAGAACUUAUAUUUUAAAGUUUUUGUAUUAGAUCAGGACACCCAUAUAUUAUCAAUUUGGUGACAGUCCUUGAAUAUUUAUAUUGCAAAAAUACCCCUUUGUUUAACAUUCGUCGCCAUUUAUUUCAGACCUUGCUUGGGAGAAAUUCCUACAAUUGAAUUACCAAAAUAUCAUCUUCGCAUCGAUUUCUCUAGAAUAUUCGAAUAGGGAAGGGAACGCAAAAUAUGCGUUUAUAUUUCCAAUAUUUUUAUUUUUAUUUACGUAUUUAUUAGAGUUAAGAGUAUGCCAUGGUUACAUAUAUAUAUUUAUAAAAAAAGAGGUUGAACUAAAUUAAUAACCAUGGAAUAUUCGUUCACGGGAUGACUGAAAUCCUCCUAUUCCUAAGAACCAGCCAAUCCAUUUACAAAUUAAAACUCUUGUAAUAUAGGGAAUUUGUGUUAUUUAGUGAGAUUGGAGAAGGAAGUUCUACCUUAUAAUAAUUUCAUGCUAAUUUGUUUACAAUAAUAUUGAGAUGGCAUUUUGUGUUUUAUUACAAAAAAAUAUAUAAAUGAUGAGAUUGCUAUUUUGGUUAUAAUAAUUUAGGAGGUGGCAUUUUGUAAUUUAUUACAAAAAAAAUAUAAAUGAUCAGACUGCUAUUUUAAUCAGUGCAUGAACAUUACAUUAACAAAUUUACAAUAAUAAUUUGGUUCGGAUUAAGAAAUUUGUUUACAAUAAUAAUUUCAGAGAUGGCGUGUUGCAUUUAAAUUUGUACCAAUAAUCAGCCGAUCGAUCAAGCCAAAUUAAAAUAUGUUGUCUGUUUCUCAUGAGGCUAUGUAUCUAUACAUUUGAUACACUCUAUAAGUAGUCAAGGAUGUAUACAAUAACCAUCAUUCAAACAUAGAGAAGCAAGCUUAAAACAAUGGCUACCAUGUUCCUUCUUGCAGCCAUUUUCAUCUUCACUUUCCAUUCAGCUUCUUCUUCAAAUACCAGCUACCAAACUUACAUUGUCCAUGUCGACUUGCCGCCGACCGAAGAAGACGGAUUUUCAGGACAAUCAAAUCUCGAAACAUGGUACCACUCAUUCCUGCCGCCAUCAUCAGAAGCCGCCACAUCGGAUUCGGAUAAUCAUUACACGCCCUCGUCUCGCAUAGUUCACAUGUACCGCAAUGUGAUCACAGGAUUCGCAGCGAAAUUAUCGCCAGAAGAGGUGAAAGAAAUGGAGAAGAAACCGGGAUUCAUGCACGCUAGGCCGCAUAAGAAGUACCAACUACACACAACCCACAGUCCAAACUUCUUGGGGUUGCACCAGGGUGUCGGAGCAUGGCCGGCAUCAAACUACGGCAAUGGUGUGAUUAUCGGUGUGAUAGACACCGGAAUCACACCGGGCCACCCCUCUUUCAACGACCAAGGAAUGCCACCCCCGCCUCCCAAAUGGAAAGGAAAAUGCGAAUUGAGCGGAACUCUAUCGUGUAAUAAUAAGCUCAUCGGUGCGAGAAAUUUCGCCAGCUAUUUCCCAGGCCCGCCUAUCGACAACUUUGGGCACGGGACCCACACGGCCAGCACGGCUGCCGGAAACUUCGUCUCCGGCGCUAACGUGUUCGGCCAGGCCAACGGGACGGCUUCCGGCAUCGCCCCCCUCGCCCACCUUGCGAUCUACAAAGUUGGUUCGCACGAAAAUGGGACCGAUGUCCUCUUCGACAGUGACUUAUUGGCAGGAAUGGAUGCGGCUAUCGAGGACGGAGUCGACGUGCUUUCACUCUCUCUCGCAGGAGAUAGUGUAUCUCAUACUAGCCCGUUCCACGAAGACGUCGUUGCUAUAGGAGCAUUCAGCGCCGUUAAGAGGGGCAUUUUCGUCACCUGCUCGACUGGAAACGACGGCCCUAGCCAUUCGUCGUUGUACAACACCGCGCCGUGGAUUCUCACUGUUGGUGCCAGCACUACCGACAGGAAGAUAAAAGCAACCGCACUGCUCGGAAACGGAGAGGCUUACGAAGGCGAAUCAUUUUACCAGCCGGAAGAAGGCGGCAGCUCCUCCGAAGAAUUGUUGCCCCUCGUGUACGGUGCGCUGUGCGGGUCCGAAUUGUUGGGCGAAAUCGGCGUGAAGGGGAAAGUAGUCUUGUGUGAGAUUGGCACGUUCAAUAAUGGACAAGACGUGAAGGAUGCCGGUGGUGCCGCCAUGAUUGGGAUAAACGACGAGACCGACGACUAUUACACCGAACCCAUACCGCACGUACUCCCUGCAACGCUCGUCAAUUACGAGGCCGCCCUAAAGAUCAAAGCAUACAUAGAAGACGCUAAUUCUUCGACGCCUACUUCAGCUAUCCUGUUCGGAGGCACAGUUAUAGGAGACAAAACUGCUCCAAUGGUUACACCGUUCUCCUCUAGAGGCCCCAAUUUGGUAAGCCCUGGAAUUAUUAAACCCGACAUUAUAGGCCCCGGCGCCAACAUUCUCGCGGCUUGGCCUGUAUCCAUCGACAACAACAUCAAAGAAAAGACGGCGACUUACAACAUGGUUUCAGGCACUUCAAUGUCGUGCCCGCACCUGAGUGGGGUCGCGGCACUUGUAAAGAGCGCACAUCCCGAUUGGUCCCCUGCGAUGGUCAAGUCGGCCAUAAUGACGUCCAGCACUCAGACAAACCUCGGCAAUAUUCCGAUUCUUGACCAACGGCAUCAGCCCGCCGACGUGUUUGCCGUUGGGGCAGGACACGUGAACCCGCCCGCGGCGUUGAAUCCGGGCCUCGUUUACGAUAUUUCCGCCCGCGAUUAUAUUUCCUACUUAUGUUUUCUCUACACAGAGCGACAAGUUGCGGCCAUAGUGAACCGAAAGAUUGACUGCAGUAGUAAAUCCGAGUACUCGGGUGUGCCGGAAGCACAGCUGAAUUAUCCCUCGUUUUCCGUUGUUCUUGGACAAGAUAUUGGCUACGCAUAUUCACGGACAGUGACGAACGUUGGAGAGGCAGAAUCGACUUACUAUGCAAAGAUAGAAUGUUUUCCGGGGGUUAGUAUAUUUGUGGAGCCUACAGUACUUAGCUUCACCGAGGUGAAGCAGCAGCUCACGUACGAGGUUUACUUUAGCAGAACGGAGUUUACUACAAACGGUUCUUAUGUCCAAGGUUCCAUUUCCUGGGUUUCGACGAAGCAUGUUGUUAGAAUCCCGGUUUCUGUUAAAUUGGUUUUAUAACUGUGUUUUUUUAGUUAUUUACGAGCGAAACAGCCCGGGCUAA